AUGAAUCUCCUGUUCAAGGGCCUGUCUCUGAAGGGCCUGAGCCCGUUCAAGAAGAGACUGAAAGAGGCCGAGUCCUUCAUCGAAGAGCCUGAGCCCGUUCCAGCAGAGACUGAGUGUUUCUCUGAGCCUGCCCCCGAGCCUGCCACAGAAGAGGCCGAGUCCUUCAUCGAAGAGCCUGAGCCCGUUCCAGCAGAGACUGAGUGUUUCUCCGAGCCUGCCCCCGAGCCUGCCACAGAAGAGGCCGAGUCCUUCAUCAGAGAGCCUGGGCCUAUUCCAGAAGAGACUUGUGCUGAAGGAAAUGACGAACAGAGGACUAUUCCCCAAGUGGCCGCGCGCUUCUUUGUUACCGGGGGUUACGUCUGA
Messenger RNA from Penicillium cosmopolitanum, 363 nucleotides. RefSeq lists its product as uncharacterized. NCBI's taxonomy places the organism in Eukaryota, Fungi, Ascomycota, Eurotiomycetes, Eurotiales, Aspergillaceae. The transcript is spliced from 3 exons. The record is from RefSeq and is a predicted model, not a curated record. Bases 1 to 363 code for a protein of 120 amino acids.